AUGCUCUAUGCCCCCUCCACAGAGAACAGAUACCGUACGACACGGCGGUGGGGUCGUCUUACGUAACCCUCCAAACCCGAGUCACUCUCGCGGCGCCUGGAGGGAAAGCAUCCACCUCGGAACAAAGCUGGUUAUUUUAAUACCAAUAUCUACGGUUAACUUGCCACUGUAGAGGGAUGGGGGAGGAAUGGGCCGGGGAAAGCGCUUUUUGUUGGGAGCACGAAUGGUAGGGUGGAUGGGCGAAGGAAAGGAUGUAUGGAUGAAAGAAAUGCAUGCUCCCACCAUCGCUGAAUUUCUCGCUGUCUGCUCGCUGUAGGUUAUUCCGGCAAUAAUAAAACAUGAAUUAGCAAACAUAGCCGCUGCUGGUGUGAUGGGCGCGGAGGCCCGGCAAAUGAGUGGGGAGGAGAGAGGGCGAGAGGCAUUAUCUGUUGGUGUUGGGAUGAAAACCAAGUGUGCAGCCUCGAAAUGUGGGAGCUCUGAGGAAGCGACAUUAAUGAUCGCUGGCUGGAUUAACGGAUCCGGAACACCUACACAUGACCUGUGCUACGCACCCUGGCGGGAACGAAAGGACAAACUCGAGAUACCCCUCAUUUGUUUUGCUUUAUUCUAUCUUCAUCCUUCUUCCUCUGCUAUUACUCUCCUCCUCUUUCCCUCUUCUCCCCUCUUCCAACCCCACCGCCGUGAGUGACUUUAUUCACACCCACGGCUACACACCAACCCUUUCUUUACCGCGUCCGUCCCAGAGCCGACGGGACCGGCUAACAUUGUGUCCUACAUCCAGCUCCCAACGUCCUGGUUCUGAUCUUUCCAACUCGGGUCUAUUUCCUCCCUUCAAAGGUAUGACCUUCAUUCCACCCACUACUCCCACUCUCUCCCUCCUCGUGAAAUCCAGAAGCUAGUUUCAAUUCCCGCUGAAGAAAAAAAAUUAGAAUCAUGUCGGCAGCAGCAGCAGCAGCACCGGGCCGUUCUGUUGGUCGCGGUGGCAAAUCAGACAUCUUGCACCACCCCAUUACUCGCAGUGUACUUCCGUUCCUGAACGGUGGAGCGGCAGGAAUGAUUGCAACGAGUGUUAUUCAACCAGUGGACAUGGUCAAGGUGUGUUUUCUCAGCCCCCCGCAAAGGCCCGUUGGUUUGCAGAGGAGCAGAGCUUUCUAAGAGCUCUAGCUCUUUGGUCCAUUUAUCUCCUGCCCAGCGAUAAUCCUAAUCCAUUCCAAUUCUCAAUCGACACAGACCCCGGAGAAUGGCUGAAAAAAAGAAAAUUUUUCUAACAUAAGAUUCCGUAGGUCCGUAUUCAAUUAGCCGGCGAAGGUGUUGGCAAGAGUGCCAUCCGACCCUCUGCUUUCAAAGUAGCGGGCGAUAUAAUAAAGCAAGGCAAAUUCCUUGAUCUCUACAGCGGUCUCUCCGCUGGUCUGCUCCGUCAGGCGGUCUAUACAACGGCCCGGAUGGGCUUCUUCACAACGUUUAUGAACAAAAUCACCGCCACUGCCAAGACUCAGGACCGCCCCGUAACAUUUGGCGAGAGAACACUGGCAGCAUUAUCCGCCGGUGGAUUAGGUGCGGUCUUGGGUAAUCCGGCAGAUUUGGCGCUUAUUAGAAUGCAAUCUGAUGGAAUGAGACCCCUGGCGGAGAGAAAAAAUUACACUAGCGUUGUGAACGCCCUCAGAAGGAUUGCGGGUGAAGAAGGCAUUGCCGCAUUAUGGAAUGGUUGUCUGCCCACGGUUGCAAGAGCUAUGGCACUCAACUUUGGCCAAUUGGCCUUCUAUUCGGAAAGCAAAGCUCGAUUUGCAAAGAUUGAGGCAUUUGAUAGUGUCCUUGGGAAGGGGAAGAACGCAGAGGUCGGAAGAGGAAUUGCGGCCAGCGCAGUCGCGGGCUUCUUCGCUAGUUUCUUCAGCUUGCCAUUUGAUUUCGUACGUCCCAGACCCAUUAACGAUACCAAACCAUAGGGAGCUAACAGACGGCAAUGGGGUAGGUCAAAACUAGACUACAAAAGCAAACGAAGGGUCCUGAUGGAAAGCUCCCGUAUAAGGGGAGCUUGGAUUGCGCCCUGAAAGUUGCCAAGGAGGAGGGACUAUUGAGAUUUUACAGAGGUUUUGGAACGUAAGUCUCACCUCACCGACUGUGCCAUAUUUCCGACUACCAUCUAACUAUUGAUAGAUACUACGUCCGCAUCGCACCGCACGCAAUGUUGACUGUUCUGUUUGCAGACUGGUUCUUGAAGUUGACAAAAUAGAUCUCUGGGUAAUUGGAGGAAGAUUAGGAAGGGGGGGGGGGGGUUCUCGUCAGUUGAUGCGGCUAUUAAUGGCCUCCCAUGGCUUAUCGCUCAUUUUUCCAUACCCUUAUCAUAGGCAAAUGGGCUCAAAGUACACGAAUGACUCAAUGGAUUUUCCUGUUAUGAAAGGAAAGGGGUGAAUGCUUUUUUCUUUGUAGGUAGUGUCUUCGAGGAUGAAAACGUUGUCACAAAAGGUUCGGCCGUCGUUCCCUUAUCACAACAAAUUUCCACCUUUUGCAAUCGAUUCAUAGCGCUGGCACUUCCUGCGCCGCGUUUUGCGUUCUGCUUGCCAUCCGUGCCCAGGGCACUACACGUGUUUCAGCUACAGUACUCGAGUAGAU
Molecule: messenger RNA, 2610 nt
Organism: Tuber aestivum (summer truffle)
Lineage: Eukaryota; Fungi; Ascomycota; Pezizomycetes; Pezizales; Tuberaceae
Source: the annotation of a GenBank genome assembly